Salvia miltiorrhiza (redroot sage) is the source of this 1513-nucleotide messenger RNA. RefSeq lists its product as uncharacterized. The transcript is spliced from 9 exons. The coding region runs from base 23 to 1222 and encodes 399 amino acids. The record is from RefSeq and is a predicted model, not a curated record. Gene Ontology annotation, molecular function: ATP hydrolysis activity. Lineage: Eukaryota; Viridiplantae; Streptophyta; Magnoliopsida; Lamiales; Lamiaceae.
GGGUUGGAGGGGAAUAUGAUUGAUGGCUGCUUGUUUCUUCACAACUCUAUCUCUAUUCUCUGCGACUCAUCCACCACCACCUCCAUCUCCAUCUCCUUGUUGUCGACUAAGUUCACAUCCACUCAACAAAAACACACUUUUCACUAGUACUAUUGGAUUUGCUCGAUCACAAUGUCGCAGUGUUGCGAGCACAAGGAUUGACAGCCCUUCUACGGUUGGUGAUGACGAUAUCCACGCACUGUUGCAGAUUCUUCCACAUGAUUUGCGCCACAAUCUUUUAGAUGACUCCAAUCGGCAUCACCUUCUGGAGGUGAUAUUGGAUGUGGGCAGGCCACCACAAGCAUGUUAUUUUGGUGAUCUUGGCAGGCGCUGCCUUAGGAAGAGGGAGGUGUCCAAGGAAGAACUGGAAUAUGCACAAAAUGCAAUCGGAGAAUUAGGAGGUGAUAAUAGAGCUGGAAUUGUAGGCACUCUGCAUCGAAUAUCUGCAAUCAGGAACAAGAAUGGAAAAGUUAUUGGUUUAACUUGCAGAGUGGGGAGGCCACAUAGAGAGAAUAUGGACAUGGUCAAGGACUUGCUUGAGUAUGGUAAAAGCAUCUUGUUUCUGGGAAGGCCUGGUGCUGGAAAAACUACAGUCAUGCGAGGGAUAUCUCGUGUAUUGUCAGAUGAACAUCUAAAGAGAGUGGUUAUUGUUGAUACAAGUAAUGAAAUUGGAGGUGAUGGAGAUAUUCCACAUCCAGCAAUUGGGAGAGCACGGAGAUUGCAAGUUUCUGAACCAUGCAUGCAGCACAAAGUGAUGAUUGAGGCAGUAGAAAAUCAUAUGCCUGAGGUGAUAGUUAUUGAUGAGAUUGGCACAGAAGCUGAAGUGCGUGCUUGUCGUACUAUUGCACAGAGAGGAGUAAUGCUUAUUGGUAGUGCUCAUGGCAAGCGAAUCGAGGAUGUUAUAAAAAAUCCCACUCUUUGUGAUUUGAUUGGAGGGCUAGAAACAGUGAUUUUGAGCGAUCAAGAAGCAAGGACCAGAAAUUGCAGGAAAAGCAUUAUUGAGAGAAGAGCUGCUCCAACAUUUCCUUUUCUUAUUGAAAUGAGGGAAAGACAUUACUGGGUGGCACAUCGGACUGACAAGAGUGUGGAUGCAUUGCUUCGUGGGAAAAAGCCACUGGUUGAGGUAAGACGCAGAGAUGAACAAUUUAAGGUUGUGAUGGAGAGAUGGAAAAGUGAUGACUAAAACUGCCAAUUCUUGCUCCUUGAUCAAGAUAGAGGACAACAGGCUACAAAAUUGUGCAGUUGUGCUUGGAAAUUAUUUGUAGAUUCAAGUAGCUGGACAGGCUGAAUGGUGUGUGCUCAUGGAGUUUUGUUACUUGUUACGGCAAUGAACUGAUGAUGUUGAUGCUGUAGAAUUUUCUUCUUCCUUUGUUUGUUGUUAUUGGUGGAAGUAAUAUGUAAAAAGUAUUUAUCUGUACAGAUGGAUGUUGUAAAUUGUGGGAUAAUGAAUACAAUAUGACACAUGUUAUAAAAA